UUCUCACCGAAUAGCCUGGGCCGUUAGAGUUUUAUACCUCGGUUGUGUUUUUCGUUUAUUUCCUCUUUUGGGGUUGUUUUGGGUGAGGGCUGUGAGGGACAAAGGGCCUGGGCCCUGCUUCCCAGCCCCUGGGGCUUCUGUUGCCGGUGAGAGCUGUGCAUUGACAGCCUCCUGGGUGACAGACCUCUGGGAAUCCCCCAAAAAUGAAUCCCCAAAAAUGAAGUGCCAGCACUGUUAGAAAGCAAAGGCGUGUGAUUUCUUUUGGGGAAUUUUGAAAACGUUUCACGUUUGUUAGAUUUUCAUUAGAAGAGGGAUGACAAAUGCUUUUUGAUGCUAAGAUUCAUCUUUAAUGAUGAAAAUAUGAUAUUUGAAUUGCAUGCCUCUGAUUUGUCUCUUUAGACCAACUCUGAUUCCAGGAAGGGGGCUGGCAGAACCACCUUGCUGAAGCAGAGACCGACUGCCUUACCCGAUCUCGACAAUGAAACACCCCGGCUUAUGCUCAAGAGGAUCAUCCGGACCCAACCGCAAGUUUCACCUCUGGCACCUCGGGUAUCGAGUCAUGAAGAAACAGAAGAAGCUCGGUCAGAACUCCCAUCUAGGAGGGUUUCCAGCAUGGGGGAAAUGCAACUGCCAGACCUUGUUCCCGAAAACACGUCUGUCGCUGCAUUCCAUAUGACUAAGAAGAGAAAGAAACUCAGCAUUUCGGAAUUUGAGAGAGCAGCAGACAAACGACUUCCUGAAAACCAAGCUCAGUCAGCAUUGGACAGCACUGCUUUGGCUCGAUCUCUUCGCGUUUCUCUUGGUUCCUUGAUCCCACCAGACACUGUUGAAAAGAGAGGCUUACUCCGCAGGCCAAAAUAUCGCAAAGCUAUUGACAUGGAAGCCUUUGAAGGGGGAGUGGAACAGAACAUGCUGAAGAGAAAAGCACAGGACUAUCUUGUGGACUCGCAAGCAGUGUCUGGGAUUCAAACAGCCCUGCUGGCAAGCGAUGCGGAAAUCAUGCUGAGUAACACGGAGCUCUUUGUUCAGCCUCAGUUGGAUGAACAGAGCCAAAACAAGCUUUCUGCUCUCGAACCACAGCUGUCAGAUUCCAAAACUGCAGCACAGAGAAGCAAGAUUUCUGCUGCAGCUCCAGAGGAAGAGAGGCUGGAGGGCCUGGUGUCCAGUGUGGGCACAAAGAAGGGAAGAACGCAAAGAUAUUCCGAGGACUUAAUCCUUGAUCGUGAGCACAUUGGCAGAAUGAGUCCUGUAUCUCCAGAACCACCCGCACACCAGCAAGAAGAGAAGCAAGGUCAUUCCCAGCAGAGUAACCUGAUGGAACAGCUUUCUGGUUCAGAAGAGGUGGUGGUUGGCUCUCCACAACAUCAUGCAAAUUCUGGCUAUUCUGAACAUUUGGAGAAGAAACCGAGCAAAAAAGCAGAAUUGGAGAUAACUGCAGCAGAGGAUGCCAGAGCCGAAGCAGAAAUGGCCCCUUCAGCAGAAGAGGGAAUCGCAGAAGGUGGUGUUGAACACCAGGGCUCUCCUGACGCUGAUCGUGAAAUUGCCAAAGGUGUUGAAGCUGGAAGUGUGGGCAGGCGUUCUCAUGCAUUUUCCUCUGAAAAAUCUGGGCUGAAGCCAUUAGAGGAAGCUAUUGAACAAGCAGAUGACCAAGCAGAUGAAUUAAAGGACCAGGCUAUUACACUAGAAUUGGAUGGUCCAGAAGAAGAGCCAACUGAGGAUGAAGCUGAAGACCCUGAGAGCGAAGAGGUUUCCACGAAGACGCCCGUGUUUGCCCGUGCUGCAGCCUACAAGCCUCUGCUGUCCACUCCACACGUUGCAAAACCUCCUGCUCCCAAGUUGUCGACUCCACGUCCUGCAAAAUCCGCUGCUCCCAGGUCUCCGCUGCAGGCUAAGCCUGUUCCAAAGAGCUCGGGAGCAUCACGGAGGAAAACACGUGAGCCUGCAGUGGCAAGUAGUUUGAUAAAGAAGAUAUUUAGCCAUUAUGUGAAAAUGCCAGUGGCCAGAGAUGCGUUCAAAAUUGUUGAAAAAUGCUCAGAGAGAUACUUCAAGCAGCUGAGCAGCGAUCUGGAGGCUUACACCACCCACGCCAGGAGGAAGACGGUGGAGAUGGCUGACCUGGAAGUCCUCAUGAGAAGACAAGGGCUGGUGACGGACAAGAUGCCGCUGCGUGUGCUGAUCGAGCGUUACCUGCCUUUGGAGUACAGGAAAGUCCUGAUUCCCGUUGCCAUGAGUGGAAAUAAAGUGAUCCCCUGCAAGUGACACUUCCCCUGUGGGCAGAGGGUGGUGGCUCGCAGAGCUGGCUCUGGGCUCCUCCGUGUCACGUCACCCUGGGACAGUUUUCCACCAGUAACGAGCGGGGCAAUUAAGAGUCGACCUUCUCUUGAACUGGUGCAGGUUGUGGCUCUCACGCCAGCCUGCUCAAUGUCACCAACUAUUAUUCCAAGUAAUCUCACUAUCUUGAAUUUUUUAUGCUACCUUUGGAUACCUGUACAGCUCUGAUAAAUAAAAUAGAUGUAUUUUGCAUGAUGGAAAAA
Molecule: messenger RNA, 2534 nt
Organism: Calidris pugnax (ruff)
Lineage: Eukaryota; Metazoa; Chordata; Aves; Charadriiformes; Scolopacidae
Gene: CENPT
Product: centromere protein T
Exons: 12
Coding region: 496-2259 (587 amino acids)
Biological process (GO): kinetochore assembly; mitotic cell cycle; chromosome segregation
Cellular component (GO): kinetochore
Molecular function (GO): DNA binding; protein heterodimerization activity
Source: RefSeq, a predicted model, not a curated record